UCAAAUGCACCAUACUUAACCACAAGAAACUUCAAAAAGUUUUUAUUAUUAUUUUAUUUACUUACAAAACAACUUUCUUCAUGUCGCAGCUGUAUUCUAAUUAAAGAAGAGGCAAAAACUAAUUGAAACAUGUCCACAAAUCUCGACUUUCACAACAAAAUAGCGAAACUUUGCAUUGAGCGUUUUGAGUCAUUACCAAAGACAGGAAAGCCCAAAGAAAAUGAAUGGACAGUCUUAUCUUGCAUUGUUUUAGAAGACUCGGAGAAAUUGGAAGUAAUUGCAUUAAGUACGGGAACAAAAUGUAUAGGACAUGACAAGAUGUCUAAAGAUGGGGACAUCCUAAAUGACUCCCAUGCUGAAGUUAUAUGUCGUCGGGCUUUUCUCCGAUUUAUUUAUGACAGUAUAUUGUCUCAACAUGAUACGUUUUUGUAUGACCCAGAAAAACAAAUAUUUACUGUAAAACCCAAUGUAAAAUUCCAUUUUUUCUCAACACAAGUUCCAUGUGGAGAUGCGACAAUUUUUGCAAAACAAAACUUGGAAGAUUUCGGUGAUUUAAUUGAAGUUUCCGCUGCAACAUGUGAUUGUGUAGAAACAAAGAGAAUUAAACUAACAAACGACAUUUUUAGAACUGGGGCAAAAUGCUUAAAUACAGAUGAGAAACAAGACCUGAAAUUACAAGGAUUUGAUUAUCACGUGACGGGAGUUGUUCGUACUAAACCAGGGAGAGGCACUCCAACACUGUCUGUUUCUUGUAGUGAUAAACUGGCAAAGUGGUGCCACUUGGGGCUACAGGGGGCCUUAUUAAGCCUUCUCUUAAAGAAACCUAUUUACUUGAGUAGUUUUACUAUUGCUGGGAGCACUCCUUUUAAUGAUGAGGCAAUGAAAAGAGCGCUAUUUGACCGGUUAGGCAACCCUGUUUUGCAAGAGCCUUAUCACAGAAACGAUGUAACUUUAGGACAGGCCACUUUAAAAUUUUUGUAUGAAAAAUCUGAUAACAAAAACCCUUGUCCUUCCAGUAUUAUCUGGUAUAAAGGAUCCACGCAAUGUGAGGUUGCUAUAGACGGCAGAAGACAAGGAGUGACAAAGAAACAACUCAAAACAGUCGGCGCUCUAAGAAUUUGUAAGUUAAAAUUGUAUGAAUCCUUUGUAAAAAUACUUAACCAGUUUAAAAUCAAAUUAAAAAAUAUUGAUUCAACCGUUUUAACGUACCAAGAGGCUAAAUUAUGUGCAAAUGAUUAUUACAAAACUUGGAUUAUUCUUAAAAAGUCGUUCAAAGUUUGGACUACAAAAGAUGAGAAUUUGUUACAAUUUCGUGUUAAAUUGUGAUUCCGAAUGUUAAUAAAAAAUAAAAAUGU
This is a messenger RNA of Tribolium madens (black flour beetle), 1355 nucleotides long. RefSeq names its product tRNA-specific adenosine deaminase 1 (gene Adat1). Lineage: Eukaryota; Metazoa; Arthropoda; Insecta; Coleoptera; Tenebrionidae. The transcript is spliced from 2 exons. Gene Ontology annotation, biological process: RNA processing. Gene Ontology annotation, molecular function: RNA binding; adenosine deaminase activity. Bases 130 to 1326 code for a protein of 398 amino acids. The record is from RefSeq and is a predicted model, not a curated record.